This is a messenger RNA of Angiostrongylus costaricensis, 915 nucleotides long. The record is from the annotation of a GenBank genome assembly. Lineage: Eukaryota; Metazoa; Nematoda; Chromadorea; Rhabditida; Metastrongylidae.
AUGUUUUUUCGAAAGGCUGCACGUGUUGGAGGUCUAGUGGCUGUCGCUAGCGGCUCGUUUUUGCUAGGAACUCGUUACGGAAAUGAACCGCCGUUGAAGAACGUGAACGCCGCAACUGCUGUGACCGUUAGUAAAUUAUUACUUACACUAAUGUUCAGCGCCGUGCAGGAAAAACAUGAUAUCGGUCCGUCCCGAGCAUCGGAGAUAAUGCGCUACGGUUUUCCGGGCUUCGAUAAUCUGAGGACAUUCGAGGAUUUUGUGCUGUCCUACGAUCGCAAGACGAGAACUGCUCACUGGGUUUGUGAACAUCUGACACCAUCGAGUCUCAAGUAUGAUCCUUCUGUUGAUCGUUCGAAAUGUGAAUUCCGUCCGGAUGAAAGUGUUCACAAAUAUUUUCAGUCCGAAAAUUCUGACUACAGAGGUAGUGGAUAUGACAGGGGGCAUUUGGCAGCUGCUGGAAAUCAUCGUAAAACCCAAAACUCAGUUGACCAGACGUUUCUGCUGUCGAAUAUGAGCCCACAAGUCGGGAAAGGUUUCAAUCGUGACAAGUGGAAUGAUUUGGAGCGCUACGUUGCACAUAGAAGUUUAAAUACGUAUAUUCUGACGGGACCUCUCUAUCUUCCUCACAAGGCGGAAGACGGGAAUAAUUAUGUUAGAUAUAAGGUAAUUGGCACGAAUAACGUUGCUGUACCUACUCACUUCUUCAAAGUAAUCCUUGCUGAAGUAUCACCGAACAGUUUCGAAAUGGAAUGUUUUGUCCUUCCGAAUCAGGUCAUCCCGGACUCCACAGAGUUAAGCACGUUCUACGUUCCAUUAGAAAUGAUUGAAAGGUCUGGCGGGUUUCUUAUUUUUGACAAAUUACCCAGAGAUAAAUUGAAAAAAGUGAACGGGAAGAAGACUGGUGGUUUUUGGUAA